Molecule: messenger RNA, 723 nt
Organism: Mesitornis unicolor (brown roatelo)
Lineage: Eukaryota; Metazoa; Chordata; Aves; Mesitornithiformes; Mesitornithidae
Gene: SUSD3
Product: sushi domain containing 3
Exons: 5
Coding region: 1-723 (240 amino acids)
Cellular component (GO): plasma membrane
Source: RefSeq, a predicted model, not a curated record
AUGGUUUUUCAUGGGCAGUGCAGCCGCAUCCUCCCUCCCCAGCUGGCCACACUACAGAUCCUUCACGGCAACGGCACGGCUGUGGGGACGGUGAUCACCUUCCAGUGCUCUGCUGAGCACCAGCUGGAGGGACCGGGCGUCAUCACCUGCAUCUGGAAAGGGAACGCUACCCAGUGGACGGCCGGGGUGCCUUCCUGCAAGCCCAUAUCAAAAUAUGAGACUUUUGGAUUUAAGGUCGCAGUGAUCGCCUCCAUCGUGAGCUGUGCCGUCAUUCUGCUGAUGUCCAUGGCUUUUUUAACUUGCUGUCUUAUCAAAUGUGUGAAGAAAAGUGAAAGGAGGAGGACUCAAAGAGAUAUGCAGCUAUGGUACCAGCUCAGAACUGAGGAACUGGAGCACAUGCAAGCUGCUUACUUUGGUUUUAAGGGAAGAAACAAUAACAACAACAAUAAGAAACUCAGGAAUAAAUCCAUACUUGAUGAUGUGACUAACAUGGCAUACGAUAACCAAGGCUUCUACAGGUUCCAGGAGGAGUGGACUCGGGACAUCGUAGCUCCUGGGCGUUGUGAUCAUCUGCCUAAGUUAACGAAAAGCAGUAGUGCACCAGUGAAACACGCUGUACCAGGACACGGCGCUGCAGUCCAGACGGUGGAUGCAAUACAUGUUGUUGAAGUCCAUGGACAUAGGGAUAGUUAUAACAAGCCAAGGUGUCAGAUACCUGGAUAG